AAAAAAAAAAAUAGCCGAUAAGAAUAAAGAAUAGUGGUCCUAAUUUUAAGGAUGACCAUUGUAGAAACAUUCUUGAUUAGUUUCUAAUCUCGAUUAUAAGAUAAAACUAAUCCUGAUUAUCAUUUUUAGUUGUAAUCAUCCACAAAAGCUUCUAACAUUAUGGAAAAAUAGGGAUAAAAGAAAUGGAUAGAAAUACAAUAUAAUACCAGAUAUACUCGGGUAACUAAGAUACUUCACCAAACAGUCAGUUAACGUACCACCUAUUAUUAGUAUAAAUAGAUGGCAGAUGUUAAAGCUACUUACUCAUUCAAGCAGUAAGCAGUAAGCAGUAAUCAGUCUUUUCUUUUUCAUUUUUUUUAAAAAAAAAAAAAAAAAAAAAAAAAAAACAGUGAUCAUUCUUUUCUCAAUGAAGUUCUCUGUAUCUCCAAUUUUCUUUCUCUUCUCUCUGCUUUUACUUACUAGGGUAAUAUCAUCUAAUGGCUUAAGCCAUGCACAUCCAAAACAUGCUGUGACACCACCAAGGGGAUGGAAUUCGUAUGACUCCUUUUGUUGGACAAUAUCUGAAGAAGAAUUUCUAAAAAAUGCAGAACUUGUCGCUAAACGGCUUCGUGCUCAUGGAUAUGAGUAUGUCGUGGUUGAUUACCUCUGGUAUAGAAGAAAGGUACCUGGAGCUAAUACAGAUUCUUCAGGAUUCGAUAUCAUCGAUGAAUGGGGAAGAUUGGUUCCUGACCCUGAUAGGUGGCCUUCAUCCAAGGGUGGGAAAGGAUUCACCGAAGUGGCCAAAAAAGUGCAUAAAAUGGGGUUGAAAUUCGGAAUUCAUGUUAUGAGCGGAAUAAGUACACAGGCAGUAGAUGCUAACACACCUAUCUUAGACACCAGUAAGGGAGCUGCUUAUAUUGAGAAUGGAAGAAAAUGGACUGCAAGUGAUAUAGGGAUGAAAGAAAAGAAAUGUGCGUGGAUGUCACAUGGGUUUAUGAGUGUCAAUACAAAUUUUGGAGCAGGAAAAGCAUUUUUACGAUCUCUUUAUGAACAAUAUGCUAAAUGGGGAGUUGAUUUUGUGAAGAAUGAUUGCAUUUUCGGGGAUGAUUUGGAUAUAAAAGAAAUUAGCUAUGUAUCAGAGGUUCUUAGGAAAUUUUCACGCCCAAUUCUAUAUUCUAUAUCCCCUGGUACGAGUGUCACACCUGCUAUGGCCAAGGAAAUUAGUGGAUUAGUAAAUAUGUACAGAAUAACCGGGGAUGAUUGGGACACAUGGGGAGAUGUGGCUGCACACUUUGAUGUAACAAGAGAUUUUGCAGCUGCGAAGAUGAUAGGAUCCAGUGGCCUGUUGGGGUUAUCAUGGCCUGACUCAGAUAUGCUGCCACUGGGGUGGCUCACUGAUCCAGGCUCUAAUGAAGGCCCACACAGGAACUGCAAGCUAAAUUUCAAUGAGCAGAAAACUCAGAUAACUUUGUGGGCUAUGGCCAAGUCUCCGCUUAUGUUUGGAGGAGAUAUGAGAAAACUUGAUGACACCACGUAUAAUCUCAUCAAUAAUCCUACCAUUCUGGAAAUCAAUGCUUUUAGUUCAAAUAACCAGGAGUUUCCUUUCAUUACGAGCUCUGAUUCUACCAUAAGUGACCCCUCAUCUCAUUCAGCACAUAAGGAAAACAUUCAAAGUUCUCACACAAGUUCUUUGGCUCUUGUGAGUUGCAAGGAACCCAAAGCAAAAGGCUGGUUAGUUGAAUCUUUUGACCACGGUCUUGACCAAGUUUGCUGGAAAGAUAAUUCUGAAAUCAAUGAAACGCCCUUCUGCGUAUACAAGGGAAAAGCUCAAGCUACAUCAGACAAAGAGCUCUAUGGAACACAGUUUGAUGGAAAAUCUCAUCUAUUAGAAACUUCCGAAGCAGAACUCUGUAUUGAGGCUUCUUCUAGACAAAGACUUACUUCACAAGAGUUCAAGAGGGGCUCUUCAUCUCCAUGCAAAAGGGAUGCCAAUCAGAUGUGGGAAUUAAAUAUGAAUGGCACCCUUGCGAACAGUUAUUCUGGUUUAUGUGCAACUAUAAAGACAGUUAAAGCUAAUGCUAUCCCUGGAGGAAUUCGCUCUUGGGUUGCCACUGGAAGAAAAGGAGAAGUGUAUCUCGCCUUCUUCAAUCUGAACGAAGGGAAGACAAAAAUAACAACGCACCUGUCAGAUCUAGCAAAGGUGCUCCCUGGUGUAAAAUUCAAAGAUGAAUCCAAAUGCGGAAAAGUUUGGAGCAGGAAAGACUGUCAUAUAAGAAAAGGGUCAAUUUCCAUGGAUGUAGAAGCACAUGGAGCAGCAUUACUUGUUCUGGCAAACAACAGUGAAUUAACCAAAGUAAUUAGCAUUGGUUAAAGAGUUAAGAUCAAUGGCUAAGUUGAAAACCUGAGAAGAAGGUUUGUGGGGAGAAAUAGAGAGCACCUCUUAAUCUUCUUACUCCGGGAGAUGGAUCGAAAUUAUGGGUGUUACAAGGCAAUAAAGGUUUUCGUGCGUUCAUAAUCUUAUUUUGCAUCCAGCCCAAAGGGCAGACAUGAACUCUUUUACACAAUAUUUAUGAUGAUUCUUUUAUUGUCCUGUUGCCUACAUAUCUGGUGGUUUUGUGGCUGUAUGUAUUAUACGUGUGCCGAACAGUACAGAGGGAAAAAUAGCACCAGACUAAGAAAAUAAAUGGGGUAUAUAGAAAACACUUUCGCUUGGCCUCAAUAUGAAACUAAUGAAAUUUUUGA
Molecule: messenger RNA, 2721 nt
Organism: Chenopodium quinoa (quinoa)
Lineage: Eukaryota; Viridiplantae; Streptophyta; Magnoliopsida; Caryophyllales; Amaranthaceae
Exons: 15
Coding region: 407-2350 (647 amino acids)
Biological process (GO): carbohydrate metabolic process
Molecular function (GO): hydrolase activity, hydrolyzing O-glycosyl compounds
Source: RefSeq, a predicted model, not a curated record